GCAACUGCAAUCAUUCAUCCCCUCCAUGACUCUCAAUCCCUCACCCACCUCCCUCCCUCUCUCACAUUUCUUCAAACACCUCCUUUGCGUGAGCGCCACCACACUCGCUCGCUCUCACCUUCCACCCUAAAAGAAGGCCAUUAAACAAUUCCAUUGGCGGAGGCAGAGCUCCACCAACAAAGGCAAGAUUAAUGCCCUCUCAUUGGCCAUCGCCCCUUUCUAUAAUCCAUCCAUGCCUGCGGAACUGGAAAGGCGGCCAUGUGUCGUCGCUUCUUCUCCCCCACUUCUGUUCGCCUCCAUUUCCAGAUCAUAGUCGUUUUGCUGAGAGAGCGACAGUGCCGGAAGCAAAAGAAGGGAUUUUUACCAGGCAGGGAUGGCGAAGGAGACCGAGUACUAUGACGUUCUUGGCAUCAGUCCGUCGGCUUCGGAGGAGGAGAUUCGCAAAGCUUACUAUCUGAAGGCAAGACAAGUUCAUCCGGACAAGAAUCCAAAUGAUCCGAAAGCUGCAGAAAAUUUUCAGACACUUGGGGAAGCAUAUCAGGUGUUGAGUGAUCCAGUGCAGAGAAAAGCUUAUGAUGGUUUUGGUAAAGAAAGGGUGUCGAGGGAGAAUAUGUUAGAUGCCACUGCCAUAUUUACCCUUCUUUUUGGAAGUGAACUUUUUGAAAAUUACAUAGGGUACCUUGCUGUGGCCUCAAUGGCAUCAUCUGAAUUGAUGAGCGAAAAUGAAAGUCCAGAGAAACUUCAAGAUAGAUUGAAGGCUGUGCAGAGAGAAAGAGAAGAGAAACUUGCCAGGUUCUUGAAAGACUUUCUCAAUCAAUAUGUCUGUGGUGAUAAAGAAGGAUUCUUUCAUUGUGCAGAGUCUGAAGCAAAGAGGCUUACCAACACAGCCUUUGGAGUGGAGAUUCUACAGACAAUUGGUUAUGUAUAUGCAAGACAGGCUGCAAAGGAAUUAGGCAAGAAGGUCAUGUAUCUUGGUGUGCCAUUUUUUGCUGAAUGGGUGAGAAACAAGGGACAUUUCUGGAAAUCACAAAUAUCCGCAGCUAAAGGUGCUUUCCAGCUACUGCAGAUUCAAGAAGAUAUAUGCAGGCAACUCAAUAAAGAUGGCACAAUUACAGAAAAGGAUGUCGAAUAUCAUAUGAGGAUAAACAAGGACUUGAUGGUUGAUUCAUUGUGGAAACUGAAUGUUGUCGAUAUUGAAAUGACACUUCUACAUGUCUGCCAAAUGGUUUUGCAAGAAAACAAUGUCAAGAAGGAGGAACUAAAGUCCCGUAUGAUAGCUUUAAAAAUUCUUGGAAAGAUUUUCCAGGGUUGCCCUUUGAAGAAGGAAAAGUAUGCCUUGCCUGCUCCAAACGCAAAAGAAAAAAUAGUUCAAGAUGAUGAUGACACUGAUUCUGAUUCUAGUUCAGUUGAGGAAUAUCCAAGGAGAUUUCCAUACCGAACUCCAUUUCUUACUCAGGGCAUUGGAAGAUUCUUUAGAUGCAUUUGUAACCCAGCAUAUGAUGUGGACGAUGAUCCUGAGCCACCCAUCAAAUGAUGCUGAGGGGAGUUCCAUGUUGAUUCCAAUGACUUCAGUGCUCGGGAAAAACAAAAUCAAAAGUAGACACAGCGAAGUGUAGUCGUGUAUAGAUUUAAUUGGCUCAAUCUCCUGACACCUAAAUACAAUCUUGAUGGUUUGAUUUAAAUUCCAAUGUGUAAAUCAAAAGAGCUAUGUAACACUGUUUCUUUCUUUUUGAUUGAUUGGUUUAAAUUAUUAAAAGUGAAUGUGUACUUGAAACAGAAGCAUAUUUCACGUAAUCGUUGCUUCUAAAAGAGCAAAUGAACAAUGUACAGUCGAGAGAAGGUAAAAUCAUGAAGCAUGGGACUCAAUGCCCGAGGUAAUGAUCAGAAUAGAUUUCCAUACAGAGUGGUGCAGGAUUCACAAACCAUCGAUUUGAUAGAUGUGCGGAGAGCAAGGGCUAUUGGAGCUGCAAACUCAUUUAGAUUAGUUUGUCGACAAACUUGAAGCUUGAAUUAGAGAUUUUCAAUUGGAUGGCAAAUCGAUCAAGGAUGCAUAUGGACAUGAACAGGGGUGGCAAAGCUUGGUCUAGUCCAGCACAUUUCAAGUUUUAACUAGCAUGGCUCAAUCUUGAUCAGGAUGGU
Messenger RNA from Zingiber officinale, 2139 nucleotides. Its product is annotated as chaperone protein dnaJ 10-like. The coding region runs from base 374 to 1534 and encodes 386 amino acids. The record is from RefSeq and is a predicted model, not a curated record. Lineage: Eukaryota; Viridiplantae; Streptophyta; Magnoliopsida; Zingiberales; Zingiberaceae. The transcript is spliced from 11 exons.